AUGGAAAGUGUCCCAGGAGAUUACAGCAAACGAGUGUACCAGGGCGUGAGGGUGAAGCACACUGUCAAAGAUCUCCUGGCAGAGAAACGAUCCAGGCAGACAAGUAACUCCAGGUACAAUGGCAGCGUCAGCAACCCCCAGCCUCCGUUCUCCCAGAUGCCAGGUUCACCCGUCAUGUCAGGUUACUAUGGUGUCCGGAGAUCGUUCUUGUCUGACUCAGACUUCCACAGCACGAAGCCCUUCUCCAAUGACAUCUACACCUCCAGCGUGGCAAAGUCCUUUCCCUGCGAGUCCUCAGUGGGGCAAAGCCACUCGGCGCUGCUGGAGUCCUACCUGGCAGAGCCCUAUGGAGACCAUCGCCCCCCGGCACUGACCCCGACCCCGGGCUCCCUGUUCAGCGCCUCACCCCUGCCGCCGCUCCUGCCGCCUCCCUUCACUGGUGACCCCACUUCUUUUGUGUUUAGGGACUCAUGGGAGCAGACCGUGACUGAUGUUCUCAGCCAGCCGGACCCCGCUGACACUCUGCAAGCCUUGCCACCCAGCUCCGGCUGCCUCACCCAGCUGGAGUCGGGUAGCAGCGUCCCGCAGCAGCACAGGAGCUCGGGCUGGGGGUCCUCUCUGGCUGGCACUCAGCCCUACUCACUCCACACACUGGAAGAUCUGCACCACUCACCGGGGUACCCCACUCCACCUCCGUACCCCUUCACCCCUUUCAUGACAGUAUCCAACGACCUACAGCCCAAGGCUGAUGAGGAGUCAGACACCUCUUCUCUCCAUGACCCCUCACCUUGGACAAAAGAAGACGGGAGCCUGGCCUGGGGGUCCUAUGAAUGCCGCCGAGCCUACUAA
Molecule: messenger RNA, 849 nt
Organism: Dipodomys spectabilis (banner-tailed kangaroo rat)
Lineage: Eukaryota; Metazoa; Chordata; Mammalia; Rodentia; Heteromyidae
Gene: Pou2af2
Product: chromosome unknown C11orf53 homolog
Exons: 5
Coding region: 1-849 (282 amino acids)
Molecular function (GO): POU domain binding; DNA binding
Source: RefSeq, a predicted model, not a curated record